UACAUAUGUGAUGGUCAGGUACCGGGGCAGGGGCCUUUCUGUCCUGGAAUACUGUCAUUACCUGCUGAACAAUGAAUAACUGCAUUCUUCUUGAAGAAGAGCUGAUCAAAAGGUCCCAGCAAAAGAGAAGGACCUCUCCUUCCAACUUUAAAGUACGAUACUUUGUUUUAACCAAGUCAAGGCUGGCUUAUUUUGAACAUCGUCCUGGGAAAAAACGAACUCUAAAGGGCUCGGUUGAACUGUCCAAGAUUAAAUGUGUAGAAAUUGUGAAAAGCGACAUCAUAAUUCCAUGUCACUAUAAAUAUCCUUUCCAGAUUUUUCAUGACAACUAUCUCUUGUAUGUGUUUACGCCCAACCAAGAAAGUCGGGAGAGAUGGGUGCUUACUUUGAAAGAAGAAACUAAAAACAACAAUUUGGUGACAAAAUAUCACCCAGAUUUCUGGAUAGAUGGGAGAUGGAGAUGUUGUACUCAGAGUGACAAGUUGGCAACAGGCUGUAUGGUAUAUGCUGCAGCCAGGAAUGUUGCCAAGAAACCUCUUCCUCCGACUCCAGAGGAUAACCAGAGAUUACUUCUAAAUACCAAGGAAUCUUUAGUUAUUGCUAUUUAUGACUACAGAGCUCAGAAUCCCCAGGAACUGACAUUACAAUGUAAUGAAGAAUAUUAUAUUAUUGACAAUUCUGAGGAUCACUGGUGGUUGGUUCAGGAUAAAAAUGGGCAUGAAGGAUAUGUACCAAGCAGCUAUGUAGUGGACAAAUCACCAGAAAAUCUACAAAUAUAUGAGUGGUACAACAAGAAUAUCAGCCGAACCAGGGCUGAAGCACUACUCAGAGAGGAGGCUAAGGAAGGAGCAUUCAUGGUGAGAGACUCAAGGCACCCAGGCACAUAUACAGUCUCUGUCUUCACAAAAGCUCUGAGCAAUGAGAACAAUCCAGUUAUAAAGCAUUAUCACAUCAAAGAGACAUGUGACAGCCCCAAGAGGUACUACCUGGCAGAGAAGUAUGUCUUUGACUCUAUCCCGGAAAUGAUCAACUAUCAUCGUCACAAUGCAGGAGGUCUUGUUACUCGUUUACGGUAUGCUGUUUGCUCCUGGAGAGAAAAAGCCCCUGUCACUGCUGGUCUGAGUUAUGGAAAAUGGAUGAUAAACCCACAGGAACUGACUUUUGACCAGGAAAUUGGUGUAGGCGAGUUUGGGGUAGUACAUCUUGGCUUCUGGCUUCAGCAGAUGAAGGUGGCCAUAAAGACUAUUCGUACAGGAGCAAUGUCACAAGAGGACUUUAUUGAAGAGGCCCAGGUCAUGAUGAAGCUGUCUCAUCCCAAAUUAGUCCAGCUUCAUGGUGUGUGCAUGCAACAAGAUCCCAUGUGCCUUGUGUUUGAGUACAUGGAAUAUGGCUGUUUGAGUGAUUACCUAAAGAGGCAACGUGGAAGCUUCUCAAAGGAAGACCUUUUGGGAAUGUGCCAGGAUGUAUGUGAAGGAAUGGCUUAUCUGGAACAAGUGUCAAUCAUCCAUAGAGAUCUGGCUGCUCGGAAUUGUCUGGUAGGAGAAUUCCAUGUUGUCAAAAUAUCUGAUUUUGGAAUGUCACGGUAUGUCCUUGAUGAUCAGUAUACAAGCUCCAUGGGCACCAAAUUUCCCGUCAAAUGGUCAGCACCAGAGGUUUUCUCCUAUAGUCGGUACAGCACCAAAUCUGAUGUCUGGGCAUUUGGAGUGUUGAUGUGGGAGGUGUUCAGUGAAGGCAAAGCACCUUAUGAGAAUCGGAGCAAUGCUGAAGUAGUAGAAGAAAUCAGUGCUGGUCUCCGCUUGUAUAAACCCAGACAAGCCUCCAAUACUGUUUACAAGCUCAUGAGAAAUUGCUGGAGUGAGAAGCAAGAUGACAGACCAACCUUCUCUACCCUGCUUUACCAGCUCAAUGAAAUCUCUGACUCUGAUCUGCAGCCAAUGUUUUGAAGGGCUUUUUAGCUCCUGAAACAGACAACAUAUGAAAAACAUGCCUAUUCUUAUACAUGUGCCAGCCAGAUUUUUCCAUCAUAGAAAUCUUCUGGGGACAACCAGCUUGGGACAGAAAUUCUUACAGGAAUUGCUCUCACUGCUGCAGAUUGAGAAAAUGGGUAGUGUCAAUUGCUUUCAGGAUUGUCUGAGAAUUGGACAGACUAGUCAGUGAAGAUCCCUGAGUCUUAUUUUCCAGUGUUAUUUUUCUAUCAUAUCAGAAUAAUAAUGCUUAUGGUGAGGCAAAUAGCCACUGUUUUACAAAGAUAAAACCAUUUAUUUAUUGAAAAGUGUUCCAGAUGAUGAGAAACUGACAUACGACCUCCCCCCCUCCACACACACACACUGUUCAAAACUGUUUGAAGCUGAAAGGGAAUAUUCAACUAACAUUUUUGCAGUAGAUCUGAAACAUGAUCAUUGUAAAAGGAAAUUACACAAGUUAUCAUAUAAGAUGGGUCACAACAGCAGGAACAGCUGGGCCUAAGAACUGCAUCUUGUGCUCUGAAAAGGUCAGGAAUGGUCUGUCUUCUGUUAGUUCUCAAGUGUGAUAUCCAUAGAUGUGUCAAUAAAAAAGAAUUGCACUUGUAUGAAUGGUGGUGGUACAAACUUUUAAAAAGUGGAUUUUAGACAUAAAGAAAAAAUCUUUAACUAAGUUUUAAUUCUGACGUUUUAUGUUGCCAUUUGAUGGCAAUUACCUAAGUAUUUAUCAUUUGGCUGAAUAUGUGCACUUCAUAGACUUUAAAAGAAAAAAAAUCAUUAAUCUAGAGUAGGAUUCAAGCAAAAUAAUCAUUAUCUAUGUAGAAAUUAGAUAUCAAAAGGAAGAUCUGGAAAAUACACCCUCAUUUAAAAUUUUAACUCAAUUUAUUUUGUCUAUUAAAUAUUAUGCAGCCUCAAUUUCCAAAGUAAAGAGAGUGUUACUGUAAAACAUUAAGCAAUGCAAUUUUUGCUCUUUCUGAAACUUUUCUCUUUGCCUGAAAUAACAAAUUAGUAUAAUUUUUCCAUCUCACUUCUCUUGUGAGAUGUUUCUUUUCUUUUUCUUUUUUGUCAGCACAUGCUCUAGCCCUUGCUUGUUGGUUCAUUGUUGUUGUUCACAUACCUUUCUGCAUGUUGUGUGAUGACACAUCAUGUUUCUCAAAGCCGGUCUUCCUAGCAUCCUAAAGGGAGCCUGAUCCUUGGAUGGAAAGACACAGCAGGUUCAAGGGCAGAAGAAUUUAGCUGAUGUAAACAUAAACUAACAACUAGAACUUAAUGAAGAUACUUUGGCCUAUCUCAUGUGCCUCUUGUGAGCUUGUUUGUAGGCAGCCAAUUAUUAUUUAUAAGAGCAGUCAAUUAUAUUUAUUUAAUUUUUUUAAAAAAAUGAAAUUAAACAAUUGAAAUUGUUCGAAAUUGAAAUUGUUCGGGAUUUUCUCUUCCUUGGCUCAAGCAUCAACCAAAAAGGAGACUGCAAUCAAGAAAUCAGAAGAAGAUGAGACUUGGAAGAGCAGCCCUGAGGGAACUAGAAAAGAUCCUUAAAGAUAAGGCUGUCUCUCUGGGGACCAAGAUCAAGAAAAUCCAAACUAUGGUAUUCCCCAUAACUAUGUAUGGCUGUGAAAGUUGGACAAUGAAGACAGCUGACAGGAAGAAAAAUGAAUCAUUUGAAAUAUGGUGCUGGAGGAGAGUUUUGCAAAAAGACAAAUAAGUGUUCUAGAGCCAAUCAAGCCUGAAUUCUCCCUAGAAGCUUAAAUGACAAAACUGUGGCUAUUGUAUUUUGGUCACAUCAUAAGAAGACAAGACUCUCUGUAAAAGUCAAUAAUGCUGGGAAAAGUGGAAGGCAGUAGAAGAAGAGGAAGACCUAAAAUGAGAUGGAUUGAUUCAAUAAAGGAAGCCAUAUCCUCCAGUUUGCAAGAUCUGAGCAAGUCUGUUAGUGUCCUAUGUUAGGACACUGGAGGUCUUUUAUUCAUAGGGUCUCCAUAGGUCAGAGGUGACUUGACAGCACAUAACACACACAAUUUGUUAUUACAUAGUAAUAAAGAGGUGGGGGCAUAUAACAGAUUUUCAGCUUAAUGUGCCAAAAUAUCUUGGUCUGGCUCUGUUCCUAUUUGUUCAUUCACAAUGUCAAGUUAUAUUAUGCAUUACUUUUUGUCCCCUAAAUCAUGACUUGUUUUAAUGCUGAGAGUUAUAGCACUGCUCCAGAAAGCAAUACUAUAUUUAUAGUUGUAGGAGUUAAGAAAAAUAUUUAUUGGUUACAGCUUGUUGCCCUGACCUGGAUAGCCCAGGUGAGCCUAGUCAGAUUUCAGAAGCUAAGCAGAGUCGGCCUUGGUUAGUAAUUCGAUGGGAGACCUCCAAUGAAGACCAGGGUUGCAGAGGCGGGCAAUGGCAAACCACCUCUGUUAGUCUCUUGUCAUGAAAAUCCUACCAGAGGUUGCCAUAAGUCAGCUAUGACUUGAGGGUGCUUUUCACCACAGCUUGUUGCACAGUAGCAUUAGAAAAUAGUACAGGCAGUAGAUGUUCACAUUCAGUAAAGUUUCUAUCAACUUUCUGGAUCAUAAUAUGUUGGUGGUUAGGCUAAUGCAACACAUUUAAAACAAAAGCCAUGACUUAGCAUACCUUUUGUGCCUAAGCAGCCUUCUGUCCACUUUGCUGAUGGAGUUGUCCAUCCUCUAAUUUAUUCAUGACCACCUAUUCUUACAUUUUGACUAUUGACACCUGGAUCAGAGCAAAAUAUCAUACUAAUUUAGAGAUAAUUUGCUAUCAGGAUAAUCUUUGAUACAUUUUUGCAUUUUGGGAUAUCUUAAACUUCUAGUGUCUCAUUAGAAAAUAAUCAUAUGCCUCUAAGUGAGUUUUCCCAACUGAAAACCAAGGGUUUGGGGUUUGGGUUUUUUUUUUGGUAAAGUCAUGUUUCUUGAGGAGCCACUGACUUUUAAAAAGGCUUACCAAGAUUAUUUUAAAAAAUGAUGUUGCCCAUCCUCUUCUUGCUGUAAUCGUGCUAGCCCAUAUUAUAAUAGAAAAACUUUUUGAGGGGGAGGAAUAACCUGUUUUCUACUCUCCACAGUCUAGGAUUGUUAUCCGCUACUUUAAUGUGAAAGCAUGUUUAUGAUGUGGAAAAAGAAACUUCUUUAUGCUAAUGAAUCUGAGUGGAAUUUUCAGAUUAAAUGAAUGUACUUAUUCAGCCAUGUACAAUUGUUUAUUUACACUAGUGUAAACUGUACAUAUUGAGUGAGAUUAAAUUAUAUAUAUUGAAGACCAUGUAUGUCAAAAUGUGCUGUUGAAAAAAAAUCUUGUUAAUAAA
This is a messenger RNA of Eublepharis macularius, 5250 nucleotides long. RefSeq names its product IL2 inducible T cell kinase (gene ITK). The coding region runs from base 72 to 1943 and encodes 623 amino acids. Gene Ontology annotation, biological process: intracellular signal transduction; NK T cell differentiation; peptidyl-tyrosine autophosphorylation. NCBI's taxonomy places the organism in Eukaryota, Metazoa, Chordata, Lepidosauria, Squamata, Eublepharidae. The record is from RefSeq and is a predicted model, not a curated record. The transcript has 17 exons. Gene Ontology annotation, molecular function: protein binding; ATP binding; non-membrane spanning protein tyrosine kinase activity.